Cavia porcellus (domestic guinea pig) is the source of this 2279-nucleotide messenger RNA. It is a transcript of the gene Bmerb1, whose product is annotated as bMERB domain containing 1. Gene Ontology annotation, cellular component: microtubule cytoskeleton. The record is from RefSeq and is a predicted model, not a curated record. Lineage: Eukaryota; Metazoa; Chordata; Mammalia; Rodentia; Caviidae. Gene Ontology annotation, biological process: negative regulation of microtubule depolymerization. The coding region runs from base 182 to 796 and encodes 204 amino acids. The transcript has 6 exons.
GCAUCCCUCCCCCUCCUGGGUACCAGUUGGCGCUCCCGGGCGCUGGCGACGGAAAGGAUGGAGCAGCGUCACGAUCGUCCAGCCCCUUAAAGCCCUGCUGACUUAAGCCGCCUCCCUCCCUGCAGCCCGCGGUAGAGAUGAAGUAAAGGGGCACCCUUUGACCUGCCCAGGGGGAUCAGCGAUGGAGUUAAAGCAAUCUUUGUCCACCCAUCUGGAAGCUGAGAAGCCUCUGAGGCGCUAUGGGGCGGUGGAGGAGACAGCGUGGAAGGCAGAAGGACUGGGGAGAAAUCAGCUGGACAUCAUCUCCAUGGCAGAGACAACCAUGAUGCCAGAAGAGAUCGAGUUGGAGAUGGCAAAAAUCCAGCGUCUCCGGGAAGUCUUGGUUAGACGGGAGUCUGAGCUCAGGUUCAUGAUGGAUGACAUCCAACUCUGCAAGGACAUCAUGGACUUGAAGCAAGAGCUGCAGAACUUGGUCGCUAUCCCAGAGAAAGAAAAAACCAAGCUGCAGAAGCAGAGAGAGGAUGAACUAAUCCAGAAGAUUCACAAAUUGGUACAGAAGAGAGAUUUUCUUGUGGACGACGCAGAGGUGGAGAGGUUGAGGGAACAAGAAGAAGACAAGGAAAUGGCUGAUUUCUUGAGAAUCAAGUUAAAACCUCUAGACAAAGUAACCAAAUCUCCAGCCAGCUCCCGGGCAGAGAAGAAAGCAGAACCUCCACCUAGCAAGCCCACGGUGGCGAAGACAGGGCUGGCACUCAUCAAGGAUUGCUGCGGGGCCACCCAGUGCAACAUCAUGUAGCCCCCAAGUGGGGUGCCCCGAGGGCCAUGGGGACCCCCACCCUCCCAUCCUCUUGUCAUCAUAGCCCCUAUUUCACUGGGGCUCAAGAACUCUCCAAGGCAAAAGGGGUUAAAGGCAAGCCUGUGACUGCCACCAGGGGCCAUGGGCAUGGCAGACAGCCCUGGCCACCCUGUACAGAGUGUAGCAAUAGGGAGUCCCUCACUGUCGCAUGGCCCUCCCCACAGCAUGCCGAACCCAGGAGUCUGUCUCACUAUUUACCCAACCACCAGGAAAGGUCCUCCCUCACAACAGUAUAUGUCCAAUUCUAUCUAGCUGUAUCUAACCCACUGUGCCGAAUGAACUGGGAGAGGGGCAUGAUCCCCAGGUGUGUAUAGUUGUGACUUUUUAACAAUCAAGCACCACGUUGGACACAUCCCCCAGCCACCUUCCUAGUUCUGCCAUCAGGCCUGGCCCAAAAGGGCCUAAGUCCCCUCCCCAGUCUGUCCUCUCCCAGAGACUGUGCUCUGGGCGGCUCCACAUGGCCCACACAUCUUUAGGCGCCAUCAGUAUCGCCUUCUUGGAGACCGAUAACCUGCCUAUAAAGAAUGAGCUAGUGUGUGCUGUGGUGGUCAUGUCGCCUGCUUCCUCCCAUCCUAUGUCUGGGCCUGAUUCACACCAGGUGGAAGCAUCUACUAUCUCUUGGCUCUUCCUUUGCUUGCCACAUCUGGCCUAGAGUAUGGAACAGAGCGAGGACGGCAGGCCUGGCAGGAAGGAGUCCAGUGCUUGGGCAAGAUAGCGGAGAGCAGGCAGCUCCUACACUGAGGCCAAGGAGAAUGAGGAGGAGACCUGGAACAGAUGCUGACCCAGGCAUUCUUUACCCACCCGGGGCCACCGCAGGAGUCCAGCAGGAUGCCACCCCACCAGCUCCACACAAGACCUCUGUAAAGAACAGCAACAGGCAGGAGAGGCAGCCUGACCCAAACGCGUCCCAUCAUUUGGUGGUGUAUUUGAGCCAGCCUAACAAUCCCACCUGUGUAGCUUGAUGUACAUUUGCUACAGCCAGCCCGGCACAGCCUGUGUGACUUCUCUGUACGUGUAUGUGUGUCGUGACUGGCCUAAGUAGUUAGCGUAACUCAAGAUUUGCUGAUGCACAAUCAUCCAUCAGAGAAAAUAAAAAUGGAAACCACGUACACGGCAUUUUAAAGAUUUUUACUUUUUUCUUGAUUAUGAAAGUAAUUCGUGUACAUAGUAAAUAAUUUUAAAAGUAUACAAAGCAUAGAGAAGUUGUUUGUUUUAUUUUAAACACCCAUGAGUUCUCCAAUUAGAGACCUCUGACUUUUUUGCAUGUUUCCUUUAAUACUUUUUUAAGCAUUUUGGUUUUCCUGAUUGGCAUCAUGCUGUACCAUUUUAUAAGUCCCACCCCCCACUUAACAUUAUAUCACUAUGGUUUCCUCGCUUUAUUAAAAGCUCUUUGUAAACAUUAAACACUCUUCCUAAAUGUUCA